GUGCUCAAAAUGAAAAGAAGUGCUUUCAUUGUAAUUUUCUCGUCUGAAAAAAUGAAAAAUUGUGACCAUAAGAAGUCAUUAAAUACGCGUAGUUGAAAUCUGCCCGCAAACUCAUCACUUUGGCCACCAAUAAAUGUUUUUGGACAUUCAUAAUCCUAAUUUAGAAGCUUUGAAAUCAAAUGAACUCAGUCAGAAAAAUUUUGACGAAUAAUUGAUUUUGACUCUUAGGUACCCUCUGUCUUUGAAUGGCUGUACGUCCAUCUCUUUCAGGGUUAGGGAAAUUAUUCAAAUGCCAUGUGAUGGUAAAUUUGGCGUAAAUCAACAUUAAUCGACCUCAUUUUUGCUCUUGGAUCAAUAUUUUUGUGGAGAUACGAGUUGAGCUAAAAAUGGAAUUUUAGGUGAAUUUUACUGGACUUUCAGUGCAAACGAUACAAACAUUAGAGAUGUUCAAGCUAUUUUUUGAAAUUAUGGAAAAAACUGCUGAAGUGUAAUGUCAAUAUGUUGGAUUUUUGGCUUUUUCGAGGAAUUGGUUGAACGUGAUGAUAGAAAAAAUUCACUGGCGUGAAAGUUGUUAUUUCACUUUGUAAAAACGUGUUUAUCUGAAUUUUAUUUUAUUUAGGUAUUUAUUUUAAUUUGGUUGUAUGGUUACUAUUAGGCGACUUGGCCAAAAAUGAAUUUAAAUAUCGUAGUUCACGUUUGAAUUAUUUGUAUGUGAUAAAAAGGUAUGGGUGAAUUGAAUAUGGCAUCUGUUUACUUUGAGGCUGUAAAAAUUUCCAACAUGAUCAAAGGUCAUAAUUUUUGAUUAUGAUUAUUAAAAUGUUAGGUACGUCUUUAUAGAUAAGUGUAAAGUAAUAGGUAGUAAAAGUUUUAUCACCUAAAUUGAUUGUUGUGACCUUGUGGUAUAGUAUAGGUCUGGGUAGGUAGUUCGUGUUAUUUUAUGAGUAAAAGCAGUGGAAUAAAUUUGAAAAUUAUGUACUAUUUUCGGUGUAAUUUGAUAUGACAAACCACAUGUGAGGUUCUUUGAAAUUAAAUAAAAAGUAUCAAAAUGAAAACAUCAGAUUUUCGAUUUUCAUUGUUCUUGCUGGUUGUGGUUGUUAACGUUCCACUUAGUUAUGGAGCGAAAAUCUUGGGAAUAUUUCCCUUUCCUUUCAGGAGUCAUUUCGCCAGUACCACCUCUGUAAUGAAAAGUUUGGCAGAUGCAGGACACGAGGUCACUAUGGUUUCACCAUUCGCUAGUGAACUUUCGAAGGGGAACUACAGUUCGAUAAUCGAUUUAUCAGAUUCUCUACCCAUUCAGGUAGGAUCAGCAACAUAUAAUCAGCACAGCAACAAUGGAGCCCUCGAAGUAAAUCGUGUCGCGCUCCAUCACGAGAAAAGUGUUUGCAAUAAGAUGAUGGAUUCUAAAAAAUUCCAGGAAUUAUUUUUUUCCGAACAAUCUUACGAUGUAGUAUUUGUCGAAAUUUUCACUGUCUACAAGUGCUACCUUCCUCUAGCGAAAAAAUUAAACGUCCCUGUGAUUGGUGUAGUUACCACGAGGUCGUGGGGGAUUGCAGACUUGGCUAUUCAAAAUCCUCAUCAUCCAGCUGACGUACCUUUCGAUGAAAUUUUACAUUGGAAAUUUGAUGAGUUCUACUAUCGCCUUUAUAAUUUAUGGUGUUACGCGGUUGUAAGGUAUUUUUGGAGAUUCGAUGUGGUGCCUGUUUUGGAAAAGUUUCAACAAGAUUAUGCUGAGAAAUUGGCUCCAUACGAAGGAUAUUUAGAUAUCGAACCGGUGUUGAUUUUUUCCAAUGGUCAUCAUAGCAUUUUACCCAGAGCGAGUAAUCCGAAUGUUAUCGAAGUUGGUGGAAUACAAAUUGGGCCUGCUAAAACAUUGCCUGAGUUUUCACUGCUACUCCCGCUUAUGGUCGGAGGCGUUACAUUCAGCUAUGGCGCUAAAAUCUUGGGGAUAUUUCCUUUACCCUUCAAGAGUCACUUUGCUACCACUAGUGCUGUAAUGAAAAGCUUAGUAGAUGUUGGACACGAAGUUACUAUGGUUUCCCCAUUCCCGAGUGAACUUUCAAAGGAAAACUACAGUUCGAUAAUUGAUUUAUCAAAUUCUUUACUCGACAACGUAGGCUCAGGAUCCUAUAACGAAUACAGUAAAACAGGAACCUACGAGUUGUUUCGCUUAGCCUUUCAACCCGAGAAAAACGUUUGCGAUGAAGUUUUUAAUUCUAAAGCUUUUCAGGAAUUACUUUUUUCGAAAAAAUCAUUCGAUGUGGUAUUCGUCGAGGUGUUCGUAUUCUACAAAUGUUAUUUUCCUAUAGCGAAAAAAUUAAACGUCCCCGUGAUUGGUGUAGUUACCUUGAGGUCUUGGAACAUCGCAGACUUGGCUAUUCAAAAUACCCGCCAUCUGGCUGACGUACCGCAUGAAGGAAUUUCACGUUGGCGAUUUGAUGAUUUUUACUAUCGUCUGUAUAACUUUUGGUCUACCGCAGUUUUGAGGUAUUUUUGGACGUUCGAUGUGGUCCAAGCCUUGAAGAAGUUUCAUCGCGAUAACGCGGACAAAUUGAAGCUUUAUGAAGGAUAUUUGGAUAUCGAGCCGGUACUGAUUUUUUGCAAUGGACAUCAUAGCAUAUUACCCAAAGCGAAUAAUCCAAAUGUUAUCGAAAUUGGUGGAAUACAAGUCAAACCCUCUAAACCACUGCCCCAGAAAAUUCAGAAAUUUAUCGACGAAGCUGAUCACGGGGUUAUUUUGUUCACUUUUGGAUCUUUCGUGAAAGUGAGCUCGUUGCCAACAGAUGUGGUGAAUAUUUUCCUGGAAGUGUUUGCGAGUAUACCUCAAAGGGUACUGUGGAAAUUCGAAGCUCCCCUGAAAGAUGUACCUAAUAAUGUCAUGGUGAUGGAUUGGUUCCCUCAAAGGGAUAUUUUAGAACAUGCGAAUGUCAGGGCUUUCAUCAGCCAUUGUGGACAGAGUGGGAUGUACGAAGCUAUUUACACAGCCACUCCGAUCAUUUCUUGUCCAUUGAUGUUCGAUCAGCCAUCGAAUGCGGCCAUUUUAGAGGAUUUAGGAGUAGCUAUACAUCUAGAUAUCGAAUCCGUUACGAAAAAAUCGCUCUUGAGUGUUAUUAAUUUGAUAUUUAACGAUACCAAGUAUUAUGAUAAAAUGCAGAAGGUAUCGCAGGCUUUCAAGGACAGGCCACUGACUCCGCAACAAAGUGUCGUAUUUUGGACCGAAUAUGUCAUCAAAUACAAAGAUACCUUGAAUUUAAUGCCUCCCUCGGGAAAACUGAAUUGGUUUCAGUAUUAUUUGUUGGAUAUUAUUUCGCUAAUUAUUGGAACGAUUGGUCUCAUCUUGUAUUUGUGCAGCCUGUUUGUUAAAGCUUUAGUCAAGUUUCUCCAACAAAAGUCCACUAUUUCGAAAAAGAAAUCUGAUUGAAUAAAUUUGGAAAUUAUUAUAUAGAGAAUAAAAUUUGAAAAUCAA
Planococcus citri (citrus mealybug) is the source of this 3463-nucleotide messenger RNA. Its product is annotated as UDP-glucosyltransferase 2-like. The coding region runs from base 1046 to 3418 and encodes 790 amino acids. Gene Ontology annotation, molecular function: UDP-glycosyltransferase activity. The transcript is spliced from 8 exons. The record is from RefSeq and is a predicted model, not a curated record. Lineage: Eukaryota; Metazoa; Arthropoda; Insecta; Hemiptera; Pseudococcidae.